CUCGCAAUGGCUGUUAGUAAACGUACUCUGAACUCCUUUACGUGUGAUAGCAAGAGGGUACCAAAACAUGUAUUUAAACAACUUCGUGAUGCAACGCCAGAACCAGGUAAAGAGGAUGAAUUCGACAUGGUGCAAAGGCCAUUGAAGGAGGAGUUUGAUUUCAAGGAGUUUAUGAGAAAUCUAGAGGAUAGACAUUACAGCGACCAAGUUAAACUUGUAUCGAAGGUUUAAGAAUAAUACAUUUUAAACUUG
Messenger RNA from Dicrocoelium dendriticum, 252 nucleotides. The record is from the annotation of a GenBank genome assembly. NCBI's taxonomy places the organism in Eukaryota, Metazoa, Platyhelminthes, Trematoda, Plagiorchiida, Dicrocoeliidae.